Penicillium brevicompactum is the source of this 582-nucleotide messenger RNA. RefSeq lists its product as uncharacterized. Lineage: Eukaryota; Fungi; Ascomycota; Eurotiomycetes; Eurotiales; Aspergillaceae. The transcript has 3 exons. The coding region runs from base 1 to 582 and encodes 193 amino acids. The record is from RefSeq and is a predicted model, not a curated record.
AUGGGUUGUUGGCAAUCCGACAUCCAUUACAGAGACAACUUUACCACCAGCGCCGAAAACAUCAACAUCAAGCACGACGUCAACGACUUCAUCCACGUCAACCACUUCGACUUCAACCACUUCGACUUCAACCACAUCAACCUCGACCACUUCGACGUCCACAUCGUCAACUUCAACUUCGUCUUCAACCUCGUCGACUACUGCCUCAACCUCCACCUCAACUGGCUCAACAACAACUACCAGCUCAUCCACAACCACGAGUACUGCAACCGCAACAAGGCUAAAGCAAGACGCAUUGCGGCUCGAGAACUUCUUCUAUCUUCCACAACAACCGCCGCAUCUUCUCCACCCACGACUGCAAAGGGAAUCUCAACCCCAGAUCUCAAAAUGGACCGUUCUUCAAUGAUGUUCACAAACAAUCCAUCAACGGAAUAUUUUCCGUCGGCCCAAAGCAUCCCGCUUGUCUCAAAUCAUCACAGCCAUACCCCCUCCACCAGCUCACAGGCCACAACAGAGCAAGGCUCCUCUAGGGAGAAUAUGACAAGAGCGAAUACCGAUGACCAGACGGCAAGAUUUGUCUGA